Molecule: messenger RNA, 1044 nt
Organism: Melanotaenia boesemani (Boeseman's rainbowfish)
Lineage: Eukaryota; Metazoa; Chordata; Actinopteri; Atheriniformes; Melanotaeniidae
Product: voltage-dependent T-type calcium channel subunit alpha-1H-like
Exons: 8
Coding region: 106-918 (270 amino acids)
Biological process (GO): calcium ion import; positive regulation of calcium ion-dependent exocytosis; neuronal action potential
Cellular component (GO): plasma membrane; neuron projection; voltage-gated sodium channel complex
Molecular function (GO): voltage-gated sodium channel activity; low voltage-gated calcium channel activity
Source: RefSeq, a predicted model, not a curated record
CAUCUUUUGAAGGUUCCUGGAUGUGGCACCUUUUUAUAUAAGAUAUGUACCAGUAGAGCCCUGGAACUCUCAGUGACUGUCAUCGUUAUCAUCAAUGUUUUGCUGAUGGGGGUCGAACACUAUAACCAGCCAGAGGUCAUAAACAAAGUCAUUGACUGCUUCAACUAUGUGUUCAUGAUCAUCAUGAUCACUGAGGUUCUACUGAAACUUGUGGUGUUGGGUGUAGUGACAUUCAUAAAAGACUGCUGGAACCUCCUGGACAUCAUCAUCAUCUUGCUUUCCAUCGUCAGCAUGGCUCUAACCCAGUUAAGGAUGACAAACGUCAUUCCUUUCAAUCCCAGCAUACUAAGAGCCUGUAGAAUCCUCAGGCUCUCUCAAGUGCUGAAGGCCAAAACACUAAGAAUCCUGCUCAAAACCAUUAACAAGACUCUGUCUCAGGUUUGGAAUAUCUGUCUUCUUUCCCUGGUAAUCAUCUUUAUCUUCGGUGUGCUGGGAGUGGAGCUCUUUGGCGAGUUAGAAUGUUCUCCUGAUUAUCCGUGUCUGGGGUUACAUCGGAACAGCAACUUCCGUAACGUCCCCAUGGCUAUGCUCACACUCUACAAAGUGUGCACGGGAGACAACUGGAGUGGGAUUUUGAAAGACACAAUGAGGAAAUGCCGGCCUGAUGACACCAAGUGUCAGAUCUUUUUCUUCUGGGUCUCUCCCCUUUACUUUUCAAGUUUUGUCAUCAUUGCUCAGUUUAUGUUGGCAUACAUUGUGAUAGCAUCAAUCAUGCAAGCCCUAAAAGACUCUGAGGAGGAAGCUGAGACAGAGCUGCGCAGGCAACAAAUAUUUCCAUCAGCAGAGGGCAAUGCAGAGAUCUCUACCUUGGGCCAAACUGAUAAUGGAGCCACAUCAUCUGAUUCAAUCAGCCUGUAAAAUGGUAAAUGUUAUGUAUAAUCACCUAUGUUGUGUAAACUGAUGUAGCAAAUUGAAUUUUUUUUUUUCUGACUCCACGCGUACCGUUGUGCAGUUCGGAUCUGCCAGCAUUUUGUUUUUGUUUUA